Bipolaris sorokiniana ND90Pr is the source of this 403-nucleotide messenger RNA. RefSeq lists its product as uncharacterized. Lineage: Eukaryota; Fungi; Ascomycota; Dothideomycetes; Pleosporales; Pleosporaceae. The record is from RefSeq and is a predicted model, not a curated record. The transcript has a single exon. The coding region runs from base 77 to 295 and encodes 72 amino acids.
AAAUUAGUAGAGUCGGAGCAACGGUUGUUUCUUUUUAGCACAGACUAACUUCAAUAGCAAUCUUCGUCGAGCCACUAUGUCCAACUCUCAAGAACCAACCCAACAGAAUAUCAAUCCGCCAGCGGGCCAGUCUGCUACUUCACAGCAGCCUACCCCUCCUAAUAGCCGUGACCAACCCCCAAAUAGAGCUCCUAACCUUCAUCCUUCCUACACAACAGCAGAUUUAGGACUACGGAGCGACAGUACCCAGGCGCACCUAACUAGUAGCGACAAGCGUGUAACAAAUGGUGUCUAAUUAUCUUAUCCGAGAUGGUGGGAUUAUCGAGGUGUACAAUGCUAUCUUUCGUUAGCUGGCUAGUGGUAGGUGUUUAUCCGACAGCGCCGGAAAGAAUCGAUUUCGAGG